AUGCAGACUGCUUCUGCAAACAUUUGUAAAAGAAUGGGUCGCUCUCAGGAGCUCAGUGAAUUCAAGCGUGGUACCGUGAUAGGUUGCUACCUGUGCAAUAAGUCCAUCUGUGAAAUUUCCUUGCUACUAAAUAUUCCACAGUCAACUGUUAAUGGUAUUAUAACAAAGUGGAAGCAACUGGGAACAACAGCAACUCAGCCAUGAAGUGGUAGGCCACGUAAAAUGACAGAGCAAGGUUGGCGCAUGCUGAAGCGCACAGUGCACAGAAGUUGCCAAGUAGUCACUUAGUUCCAGUGAAGGGAACUCUUAAAGAGUCAGCAUACCAAGACUUUUUGAAUAAUUUCAUG
Messenger RNA from Staurois parvus, 347 nucleotides. The record is from the annotation of a GenBank genome assembly. Lineage: Eukaryota; Metazoa; Chordata; Amphibia; Anura; Ranidae.